Molecule: messenger RNA, 2325 nt
Organism: Anopheles aquasalis
Lineage: Eukaryota; Metazoa; Arthropoda; Insecta; Diptera; Culicidae
Product: lysophosphatidylcholine acyltransferase
Cellular component (GO): endoplasmic reticulum
Molecular function (GO): lysophosphatidic acid acyltransferase activity
Source: RefSeq, a predicted model, not a curated record
UGAACAGUGAGGCUGCUGGCGGCAAACGGCACAGCGUGGUAGGACGAUCUGGUUGCGUUGUUGGGGUGCGCCGAGUUUUGAGCCAGUUGAGCAGCGAAGCUAAGCGAGGUGGCUCGACAGUCGUUGUCGCCCGUUUGUGGUGCUCGUGUUGGCACGCCACGGGUUCAGCCAGGACGGUUGGCGUAUUCGCGGUUUUCCCCCUUUUUUUUUUUUUUUAUUUUGAAUCACGUGUCUGUGUGUCUGUGAGGGGGGGGUCUAUAUGCGUGGCCAUCCCCUAACGGCGAACGUGUUCGAAACCGCGCGGCACAAACCGUCACAACAAACCGCGUCGUAGUCACGGAGGAAACCCAAGUGCCGCGAUCUCACCGUGUGGUGGGUGCGUAAAAGCGCACGCGUGUGUGUGCGUGUUUCGUUUGAUGCGUGGAGCUUGGAGUGUAGCGGAACAGGAAACACGUGCUCAACUGGUGACCAAAGAAAACAUCGAAAUCUCUCCCUGCUCUCUGUCUCCGUGAUCAACCACCACGACAGUUGGCGUUCAACUCUGCAAGCCGAAUACAAUCAACCCGGAUUACGAUGGCAACCGCAACACCGCCGGUCGUCGACGGGCUGGCGACCGAGCGACGCAUCAGGGUGGAUGAGUACGUUAACCCGUUCGUCCUCCGGCUCGAUCUGACCGAUCCGUGGGAGAAGCUGAAGACCUACCUGAUGACGAUCUUUGUGCUGCCGGUACGGGCGGUACUGAUGGGAGUGUGCCUGGUGGUGGCGUGGAUAUUCGCAUCGAUCGGGCUGUACGGGUUAACGGACAAGGAGCGCCGCUCCGUACCGAUAUCUGGCUGGCGACGGGAGAUGCGCGAGCUGACGGCACUGGCUAUGCGGGCACUGUACGCGUUCGGUUCGUUCCACUACAUCAAGGUGAAUGGGGAGUGUGCGUCACCGCGGGAGGCCCCGCUCGUGGUGGUCGGGCCCCACUACAGUCUGUUCGAUUCGAUCGUCGUUGCGUUCUGUGGCCCAUCGACCGUGGUAGCGAAGAGUAAGGCGGCCGACCUACCCCUGAUAGGCAAGAUCAUCGACAUCACGCAGCCGAUCUACGUGUGCCGGGAGGAUCCGAACUCGAGGAACCUGACGCGCCACCUCAUCGUCGAGCGUGUCAUCUCGAAGGAGGACUGGCCGCAGAUCCUGAUCUUCCCGGAGGGCACGUGCAGCAACGGGAAGGCGGUGGUCCAGUUCAAGCCGGGCGCGUUCGGGCCCGGUCUGCCGGUACAACCGGUCGCGAUCCGCUACACGAACCCGCUCAACACGGUCUCGUGGACCUGGGAGGGACCGGGCGUACCGGUGCUACUGUGGCGUACCCUCACCACCUUGCACACCGGCUUCGAGAUCAACUUUCUGCCGGUGUACUAUCCGGACGAGCGCGAGCGGAACGAUGCGAAGCUGUAUGCGCGGAACGUGCGCGACCGGAUAGCCGCCUCCCUCGGCAUACCCGGCACCGAGCAUGGUCUGAACGAUUGCCGCCUGAUGAACUACAUGAUCGCGAUCGGUAUGCCGUACUACGCGUGGAGCCAUGACAUUGCCAAGAUGCGCCGCUGGCUCAGCCUCGCCGAUGGUGCGGUCGAGCGGGAGCUGCUCGAACGUGAGGCACCCUUCACCGAGCGGAACGCGCACCGGACGAUGGACGCGUUUGCGGCGAGCCUCCGGAUCCUGCCCGACGAUGACUCAGCGCGGAUACUCUUCCAGAUCUUUACCAAAGAUAACGAACCACACGGACGCACGGACACGAUCGACAUGCGCCAGUAUCUGCUGCUAGCCCUCUUCCUCAGCACCAUCGGCAGCCCGAAGCUAGCGUUGCUCCAGCAGCUGUUCAAGCUUUACAGCACCGACAGGUGGCGAGUGUCCAGCGAGGGUUUGUAUCGGGCCGUGCAGCAUCUGUCCACCAUCACACGCGCCCAGUGCGAUCAGCUGUUUACCAAGGCGGACACACACAAUUUAGGCUUAAUUACCUACGAUCAAUUCGAGGCUAGCAUUGGCUGUCACCCGAUUCUCAUCGAGCUGCAGGAGCUGAACGAACCACCACCGUACGCUGCACCACCCCCAGCGCCGGGCGCUAGCUAGGGGCCACAUCUCGCCGCGCAGUGUGUUUCAGCUGCUCCCGUUUGCUGCUUGUUCUGGUUUGGAUCCCCCUUUAUUAGCAUCCAGCAGUCCAGCGCGCCCUCUAGUUUGUUUUUGAUAUAUGAUACACUCACGCACGCACCUACAUAUACAUCCACACGCGUUACAUAUGUUUAAGCUAGCUCUAGUGAUCAGUAAAGCGUAUAGGAUGGCCCAGUA